Molecule: messenger RNA, 273 nt
Organism: Staurois parvus
Lineage: Eukaryota; Metazoa; Chordata; Amphibia; Anura; Ranidae
Source: the annotation of a GenBank genome assembly
GGGUCACAUAUGUGCGGGGGGUGCCGCUACGGAUCCACACGAAAAUCCGUGCAGCCGCACCACCCGCACAGAGGAAUGCGGACCCGCGGGCAAGUGCCAUUAGUUCUAAUGGCACGCCGCCCACACUGGAAAACACAACUGUACUGGGAACUGUGCAAGCUGCGUUUUCCAAAGAAGUGCAGGGACUUCUUCCCUGCGUGUCACGGGCACGGGAGUCCAUUCAAAUGAAUGGGCUCUCGUGCCCGUGUGAAACGCGGCCCGCACGGCCGCAUA